This is a messenger RNA of Lycium ferocissimum, 1935 nucleotides long. RefSeq lists its product as uncharacterized. Lineage: Eukaryota; Viridiplantae; Streptophyta; Magnoliopsida; Solanales; Solanaceae. Bases 201 to 1697 code for a protein of 498 amino acids. The record is from RefSeq and is a predicted model, not a curated record. Gene Ontology annotation, molecular function: protein binding. The transcript has 7 exons.
UCUCUCAAAAACCCCAACACUUUUCUGCAAAAAAGCUAAACACACAGCCAAAAAAAAAAAAAAAAAAAAUCCCCACAAAGCCACUUCUUUUACCACACCCUUUUUCUCACUUAGCUCAUUUUUAAGCUAGGUUUUCUUUAAUUUUGCCUUAUAACCACAAUGCAAUAGUUUUACUCCCCAUUUUUUCACAAAUAGCCACUAUGGUGAAGUUCUCAACUUUGAUUCUCGCAGUUCUGCUUCUUUCUGUUAUUUUCUGUAAUGUUUCAGCUACACCAUCACCUACAAAAAUUGUAAAUGGGGUUGUUUCAAAUGCUGUUACUAAGCUGAUGAAAUGGGUAUGGUCACUUAAAGCCAGUAGUAAAACAGUGAUUUCUGGGAGACCAAUGAUGAAAUUUGAGAGUGGGUAUAGUGUGGAGACAGUGUUUGAUGGAAGCAAACUUGGAAUUGAGCCUUAUUCUGUGGAGAUUAUGUCUAGUGGGGAGCUACUGAUUUUGGAUUCUGCUAAUAGUAAUCUUUACAAGAUCUCUUCCUCUUUGUCUCAGUACACCAGACCUAGGUUGGUGGCUGGAUCAGCUGACGGAUACUCUGGUCAUGUUGAUGGAAAAUUACGGGAGGCAAGAAUGAACCAUCCGAAAGGUCUUACUCUUGAUGACAGAGGGAAUAUCUACAUAGCAGAUACUGAAAACAUGGUAAUUAGGAAGAUAAGUGAUGCAGGGAUCACAACAAUUGCUGGUGGUAAAUGGAGCCGUGGAGGUGGGCAUGUUGAUGGACCGAGUGAAGAUGCAAAAUUCUCUAAUGAUUUUGAUGUGGUCUAUAUGGGAAGCAGUUGUUCCCUUCUUGUCAUAGACAGGGGAAAUAAAGCGAUACGGGAGAUCCAACUUCAUUUUGAAGACUGUGCUUAUCAGUAUGAUAGUGGUUUUCCUCUAGGAAUUGCUGUGCUUUUGGCUGCUGGCUUCUUUGGUUACAUGCUAGCAUUGCUACAACGAAGGGUUGGUACCAUGGUAUCUCCGGAAGAAGAUCAGAACACAUCCAUUUUCACCGAAGAAUAUCAGAAGCCAAUGAAAUUAUCAGUAAGGCCUCCCCUAAUUCCAACUGAAGGUGAGGAGGAGAAGCAAGAAGAAAGCAUGUCUGGAUCUCUAGGAAAGCUAAUCACGCGUACUGGAGCAUCAGUUUCGGAAAUUUUAGGAGGUGUGUUUCCAAUGUUCAAAAGGUUGCCUUUGAACCAUCAGUAUCAACAGCAACAGUUGCAGCAACAGUUACAGCAACAGCAGUAUCAGCAAUACCCAUGGCCGGUACAGGACAGCUUUGUAAUUCCAAAAGAAGAUGAGCCCCCGUCCAUCGACCCCAGAACCCCUACUCCACGAAAGACUUAUGCGUUCAUGUCCAAAGAUUCUGAAAAAAUGCAACAGCUGAAACAAAGCCGUGCUAUUUAUGGUGGUGGAUGGAAUCCUGACUUUCAACAACAACACCAACAGCAGACUCAGAAGCAUCUAAAUCAUCAUCAGUAUCAUUCAUCUGGACCUCAAACAUUCUACGAGCAAAGCUCAGAUAAUACUAAGGAAGUAGUUUUCGGGGCAGUCCAAGAACAAGGGCAACGUGAGACAGUGAUAAAGCCGUUGGACCAUGCAAAUCCUGUUUAUGAUCGUCACAAUGUUCGUUCUCGAUUCAACUCUGCUGGAUAUUCUCAAGGCUAUUAAUCAAUUCUCAUACAGACACUUCAACGGUUCUUUAAAUUGCUUCUUGAUGGCUUAAAAUGAGAAAUAUAUCAUGCAUUAGCAGCCAUCAAAGUACAAAUUUUGGUGAGAGGAAGCUUAUGUUAGAAUAGCUUAUAUAAUGUUUAUCCAGUUGUCAAAAAUGUUGUAGUGAAUGUUGAAAAUUAUUUCUAGUACAAAAAUAUUGUUCGAUAUAUCAUGAUAUUGAUCAAUUCCCUAGGAA